Messenger RNA from Carlito syrichta (Philippine tarsier), 1088 nucleotides. RefSeq names its product CD97 antigen-like. The record is from RefSeq and is a predicted model, not a curated record. Gene Ontology annotation, biological process: adenylate cyclase-activating G protein-coupled receptor signaling pathway. Gene Ontology annotation, molecular function: calcium ion binding; G protein-coupled receptor activity. The transcript has 7 exons. Gene Ontology annotation, cellular component: membrane. The annotation marks the transcript as partial. Lineage: Eukaryota; Metazoa; Chordata; Mammalia; Primates; Tarsiidae.
AUGUGGACGAGUGCAGCUCCGGGCAGCAUCGGUGCCACAACUCCACCAUCUGUGUCAACACCGUGGGCUCCUACAUGUGCCGCUGUGGCCCAGGCUGGAAGCCCAAACCUGGGCUCCAGAAUAACAAGAACACAACUGUGUGUGAAGAGGUGCCCUUCCCCACCUGGACCCCGCCCACUGGAAUCAGCAGUCAGACUCUUUCCCACUUCUUCGACCAAGUCAAGGCUCUAGGUGGCACCUUCAAGCCAGGCUCGGCCGACAGCACCCUCCAGAACCUUGUCAAAUUGGUGGAUGAGUUGAUGGAAGCCCCUGGGGACUUGAAAGAUCUGUCCCCACCCACCCGGCACCGCGUCGCCACACAGCUGCUCUCCGGCCUUGAAGACACCCUGCGGUUCCUGGCCAAGACUUUGACUGCAGGCCCCUUCACCUACCAUUCCCCAUCGGACACAGGACCCACCCUGGUGGGCCUCCUCUCCAGCCGGAACAUGGGGGUGCUGCUGGAAGAUGCCUCCCUGGAGCUGGACCCCGAAAAGCUCGCCGAGCUGAAAGACACCCACGAUGUCUCUGACCUCCGCGUCCGACCCAGCCUCCUCUCGGCGGUCAACUCCGUCUUCCUGAGCAACAACAACACCGAGAGCCUGGCCUCCCAUGUCACUUUUGCCUUCUCCCACCUUGAGUCCCCGGGUGGAGAGCAGGUAACCAACCCUCCUCAUGGCCCCUGUUCACAUGUGCCUUCCCAGGAGCUGGUCUGUGCCUUCUGGAAGCGUGACAAGAAUGGGAGUGGACACUGGGCCACCAAGGGCUGCUGGAAGCGGGGCAGCCAGAAUGGCAGCACCACCUGCCAAUGCAACCACCUGAGCAGCUUUGCCAUCCUUGUGGCGCACUACGACGUGAAGGACGCGAGCCUGGCCCUGAUCACCAAGGUGGGGCUGACGCUGUCGCUCGUCUGCCUGCUGCUGUGCAUCUUCACCUUCCUGCUGGUGCGGCCCAUCCAGGGCUCGCGCACCACCAUCCACCUGCACCUCUGCAUCUGCCUCUUCGUGGGAUCCACCAUCUUCCUGGCCGGCAUCGAGAACGACGGCCACCAG